Molecule: messenger RNA, 1938 nt
Organism: Clarias gariepinus (North African catfish)
Lineage: Eukaryota; Metazoa; Chordata; Actinopteri; Siluriformes; Clariidae
Product: ankyrin repeat and SOCS box protein 3-like
Exons: 9
Coding region: 287-1870 (527 amino acids)
Biological process (GO): intracellular signal transduction
Molecular function (GO): protein binding
Source: RefSeq, a predicted model, not a curated record
UUUUCAGUACCUACAGUAUAUAGGAACAUAGUAGAAACCUACUGUAGUAAAAACUAACAAUACCGCUUCUAGUUAGUGAAAAGUCACCAGCCAGUUAGCGGUUUGUUGAGCUACAUAAACUGGGCUAAUUAAUUAAUAAAGCAGCUGGUUAUCUACAGUAUAUAUUGCUUGUGCUUGACAUUAGGAUGCAGUUAGCAGCUCGACAGUCCUGCUGAUGUUUAGUGUGAUAUUUUUUUGACACUGAGCUUCAGUGAAAACACCUCCAGCCUGUUUGCAGGGUGGAGAGAUGAUGUUCACCGAGUGCUACCGGGACAGCUGCUCGGCGGUGGCGCUGGCAGCGAGAAGAGGAGACUGCAGGCUCCUACAGAGACUCCUGAGGAAAGGACACUCGGUCGAUGUGAAAGAUAACCGCGGCUGGAGCGCGUUACAUGAAGCUGCUGCUGGAGGACAUGCGCAGUGUGUGCGCCUUCUGCUUAGCGCUUCCGAUAGCUGUGAAGACUAUGUGAACUCACUGACGAACGACUCCGAAACACCUUUGUAUUUUGCGGCAAGGAACGGCCACCUCCAGACAGUACGGCACCUCAUACGGGCUGGGGCAGAUCUUAACAAGAUGACGAACGAGUACUGCACCCCACUCUUUGAUGCUGUGGGUAGUGGCCAUAAAGAAGUCGUGGAGCUGUUAGUCAGCGAAGGAGCAGAGGUUAAUGAAAGAUGCUUCAUCCCGGGCUGGUCCUGUCUUCAUCAUGCUGUUUAUAAGGGCCACUCGGAGAUUGUAAAAUUUCUACUAAGCCUGUGUUCUCUUGAGGCUGUGGAUUAUGAUGGGUUUACGCCACUGGGUCUUGCUGCACAGUAUGGACAGCACCACUGUCUAGAGAUCCUUAUCAAUGCUGGUGCGAAUGUGAAUUUUCAGGCGAAGGACAUGGCCACCCCACUUUUCUUUGCAGCUCAGGGAGGCCAUUUAUCAUGUGUGGAGCUCCUCCUGGCCCAUAAGGCGGACCCAAACCUCUACAGUAAUAGGAAUCAGUGGGAGCUUCCCAUCCACACUGCAGCCUGGUUCAGUCACAUUAGUAUUCUAGAGAAGUUGAUCCCGGUGACAGACCGGGAGUGUAACCGGGGAGAGGGAAAGGUCAGUCCAGUGUAUCUGGCAGUGCAGAGUGGUCAAGCAGAAAGCCUUCGGCUUCUACUCAGAGAGGGCUACAGUCCACAUGCUCAGAGCUGCAGGGAGUUUGGAUAUUCCUGCCCACUGGACAUGGCUGUCUGCUGUAAUUCUUUGCACCUCGGCAAUGAUUUCCACCUGAUUCAAGAGAUCGUGAAGAUUCUACUUGCUGAUGGCGCUCAUGUCAGUCUGGCUACAUACAUAUUAGCAUUAAACAGCCGCGUACCUGAACAUCUGUCGCUCAUCCUGGAACAUGCUGGCCUGCCUAAGGGCGAGCAGCUGGAGGCACUGGUUCAGGCAGCGCUUGAUAAAGUGGCCAAUGCUUCAUGUUGGCUUCCAAAGCUGCUCAAAGCAGGACUAGACCCUCUACGAUUUCUUCAGCAGAAAAUGCUAGAAGAGGCGGAGUCGAGCAUACUGAAUUUCUUCCUGGAGUUUAUUAACUGGAAAACCCUGCCCUCCAUAUUGCUUCGCAUCCUUUCUCAGCGCAGAGCAGAGGGCACCUGGAGGCCACAUAAGCAUUUUGAGUGUGUUCCUGAUCUGACUCAUCUGUGCAGACUCGCUGUAAGAGCUACAGUAGGCAGCGACGCUUUGUCUAAACCCUCUUUCGUUCAGCAACUACCUGUUCCCGCACUUCUUCACGACUACCUCCAGUUCAACGACAUCUCGAGCACGUACACCUUCAAAGCCUCAUCUAACCAAGAAUCAGAUAAUUAAGUGAUCUCACACAUUUCGAUUUUGUAUAUAGUAUAUGUUAAUAAAACCUUUGGACACUGCUGAAAUCA